AUGGAAGCUUUUAGAUGUUCAGUCGAAACUCUUACAGAGUUUGCCAACUCAAACACGACUUCAGCGAAAAUCAGCUCCACAAAAACUGAAGUACUUUUAACCAGUGGCAGUGAAAGCCUGCUCGUCUUCAGCACCAAAGAACGCAGAGUCACGGCCAUUCUAAAGUUUGAAUCCCCCGUGACGGCCCUGGCGGCACGUGGUGACGACAAGCAUCGUCUCUUUGCCCUUUGUAGGAACGAUGGCGUUUACUGUAACACUCUGCCAACGGAGACCAGUUCUCCAAGCCUCUUGAUAGAUCAUGCUCCUCUUCCUACCCUGUCUGCUGUGUCCUCCAAAUCCAUUGUGGUCAAAGAUGAAAACAUCUGCUCUUUCCUCCUGGUGGAGGAUGUCCUGAUAACUGUCAGUUUGAGGGACAGUGUCUGGAAUUUUAGUCUCUACAAAGAGCAAGGCUUUUCCACAGUGGUGGAGGUAUUCCAGAAAAUCGGUGAGUUCCACAUCCCAGCCAUGGCCUCGAAGUCUCUCAUGGACUGUGUGGAGGAGGAGAGCCCACCUCCGGUGCUGAGCUGUGUCUGCCCUAGUAAGAAGUCAUCAUUCAUAACCGACGGACCACAGGAACAGUUCUUCCUCGAGCCCCAGCUGUUCACACUCCUCUUUGGGCUAGAGUCAUCCAUCCUACACUCUCCUGUUGUUCUUUGUGGUUUACCUGAUGGACGUCUCUGCUACUUUCCUUUGUGCCUCUCGUGGUCUGCUGAGCCAAUUGGAGAGGCAAAGCCACCAGUAAAAGUGCUCCACAGCCUUGAGCAGCCAGUCGUGUUCAUCGGAACCUCUGUCACCGGGGAGAAGGGACCUCAAUGCCUGGUUGCUAUUGGACAGAUGGGGAGACUGCUGGUGGUGGGAGGCAAGGAGAACAGAGAGGCAGGCAGCAGCUUUGUUGAACUCAGUGUGCAGGGGCCUGUGGUGUGUGCGUGUGUGGAUGAUAGCCAUCUGUACUACAGCACUCUCUCAGACUUACUUGUCCUGCGGCUCAGUGCGGCUGUUACCACGGAGACACAGCUGCAGGGAUCAAAGUCAGACCAGUUAACGCUAGGCAACCACAGCCCUGUGGGUCUAAGAAUCAGCGGAACGGUUGCUGCUGUGAACACUGCAGAAUCUGGGAAGCUGCUGAUAUUGACUCUAAGAGGAAGGCUCCAGUGGGUGAAAGUUCCUCAGUGUUUUUAUAAGCGGAACGUGUCUACACCACCCUCAUCACAGGCUGCCCAGAGGACCAAAGACCUGCUGGCAGGCAUUGGAAAUGUGUGGGAAAGGGCAAUCACUCUCAGGCAGAAGCUCUUGUCCAAAAAUGAAGCUCUCGGACGUUUGAACCAAGUCAUUAACAUCUGUGCCCUCCUGUCAACCAAUCAGAGCAACGAAAAAGUCCAACAACAACCAAUUAGAUGUCACACCACAACGCACUGGAACACCUCAACAGAGGGUGAUAGCUUGAUUCUAACUUGCACCAUAGAAAACAACAGCCCAUUUACACUAGAGGGGGGAUUGAUUCUCUUUGUUCAGAUCUGUGGUACACCCUGUGCUAGUAGCACCAACAAUACCAGCUCCACUUUGACUCACUCAUUGCCACUCCAAAAACUGGACUCGGGGCAGUCGUUCCAAGUGGCACUGCCUUUGAGAACAGGAUGUAACCUCUCUAUCCCACUGAGUAUCCAGUUUAGUCUCGUCUGGCCUACGCUGGCCUUACUUGGACUUGAUACUGGUCUUCUCUCAGUCAGUGACAUUUCAGUGUGUCGAUUUGAGUCUGACACAGCCUGUGUCUCUCUCGAUUUGACUUCUGUAACGGUGGAUUGGCUAGACGUGCUGAGAAUAGGUGAAUCCCUAAGACACAGAAACAUCUCUCCACAAAACCUCCCUGUUGAUGCCUUCCUGUGCUCCAGGGGAACUCUGAUCCUGGAUGAAGGGCGGACCUCAGAGACCAGGCCCUUUGAAGCUACUGUGCAUGUGUCCUCAGAGCUAUUGAGAUCCAGGCUGGGUCGUGGAGGGCCUGGAGACCUGGCUCUCUGUGUGUGUUUGCUGGACUGGCUUCUCUCUGCGACACCAGGAGCAGACAGGAUAAGGCCUUUACAGAGCCCAGUGGUGCAUGGCCAUCUCCCCAGCGGACCCUCUGUUAGGCUCCUGGCCAAAGAGAUGGUGCUGACUGAUGUCUGUAAUGAAGGACCUCUUUCUGUGCUGGAGCUGCAGGUUGAGAGUGACUCUGUGGUAGCAGUAUGUGGACUGCACCAUGCAAUACUGUGUCGUCUCCAGGCGCUGCUGAAAGAAAUGGCUAUAAAGUGCCAGGUUUCCAGGCAGCUUGGAGGGCCGAGUUUACGGGCGGCUGUUCAGCAGGCUGAGUCUCUCUACACACAGAUGCAGGAAAGUCAGGGACCAGAGGCUCUGGGCAGUGAACUGAAAACUGAUGCACUGUUUCAUCUUCACCAGCGAUUCAGUCAAAACUCACUGGCCAUUCUCUGA
Molecule: messenger RNA, 2502 nt
Organism: Chanos chanos (milkfish)
Lineage: Eukaryota; Metazoa; Chordata; Actinopteri; Gonorynchiformes; Chanidae
Gene: faap100
Product: FA core complex associated protein 100
Exons: 9
Coding region: 1-2502 (833 amino acids)
Biological process (GO): interstrand cross-link repair
Cellular component (GO): Fanconi anaemia nuclear complex; nucleoplasm
Source: RefSeq, a predicted model, not a curated record